Mastomys coucha (southern multimammate mouse) is the source of this 3199-nucleotide messenger RNA. It is a transcript of the gene Syn1, whose product is annotated as synapsin I. Gene Ontology annotation, biological process: neurotransmitter secretion. NCBI's taxonomy places the organism in Eukaryota, Metazoa, Chordata, Mammalia, Rodentia, Muridae. The transcript is spliced from 13 exons. Gene Ontology annotation, cellular component: synaptic vesicle; synaptic vesicle membrane. Bases 189 to 2240 code for a protein of 683 amino acids. The record is from RefSeq and is a predicted model, not a curated record.
GAUAGGGGGCUGCGGGCGCGACCAUACGCUCUGCGGCGGCAGAGCCUCGGCACUGCUUCAGUCUGCAGCGGGCAGCAGAGGAGUUGCGUCGUGCCAGAGAGCUCCGCCGUGCUCCCGAGCCCCUCGCGCUCCGUCCCAGCGGCCCACGGACCCACUGACCCUUGGAUCCCCUGCCCCAAGCCGCCACCAUGAACUACCUGCGGCGCCGCCUGUCGGACAGCAACUUCAUGGCCAAUCUGCCAAAUGGGUACAUGACAGACCUGCAGCGCCCGCAACCGCCCCCGCCGCCUCCCUCGGCCGCCAGUCCUGGGGCCACGCCCGGCUCCGCGACUGCCUCUGCCGAGAGGGCCUCCACAGCUGCUCCAGUGGCCUCUCCAGCAGCCCCUAGUCCUGGGUCCUCAGGGGGCGGUGGCUUCUUCUCGUCGCUGUCUAACGCGGUCAAGCAAACCACAGCAGCCGCAGCCGCCACCUUCAGCGAGCAGGUGGGCGGUGGCUCUGGGGGCGCAGGCCGCGGGGGCGCCGCCGCCAGGGUGCUGCUGGUCAUCGACGAGCCGCACACCGACUGGGCAAAAUACUUCAAAGGGAAGAAGAUCCAUGGAGAAACUGACAUUAAAGUAGAGCAGGCUGAAUUCUCUGAUCUCAAUCUUGUGGCUCACGUCAAUGGUGGAUUCUCUGUAGACAUGGAAGUUCUUCGAAAUGGAGUGAAAGUUGUGAGGUUCUAUCCUCAGCACUUGACACCAACAGACAUUUAUUUACCACCCACUAUAUGCCAAGAACUCUUCUACAUGCUGAGUGACCUAGUGUUUGCCCAGAUGGUUCGACUCCACAAGAAGCUUGGAACAGAGGAAUUCCCUCUGAUUGAUCAGACUUUCUAUCCUAAUCACAAAGAAAUGCUCAGCAGCACAACAUACCCUGUGGUUGUGAAGAUGGGCCACGCACAUUCUGGGAUGGGCAAGGUCAAGGUAGACAACCAACAUGACUUCCAGGAUAUUGCAAGUGUUGUGGCACUGACUAAGACAUAUGCCACUGCUGAGCCCUUUAUUGAUGCUAAAUAUGAUGUGCGUGUCCAGAAGAUUGGGCAGAACUACAAGGCCUACAUGAGGACAUCAGUGUCAGGGAACUGGAAGACCAAUACAGGUUCUGCUAUGCUUGAGCAGAUUGCCAUGUCUGACAGGUACAAGCUGUGGGUAGACACGUGCUCAGAGAUUUUUGGGGGACUUGACAUCUGCGCAGUGGAAGCGCUGCAUGGCAAGGAUGGAAGGGAUCACAUUAUUGAGGUGGUGGGCUCCUCCAUGCCACUUAUUGGUGAUCACCAGGAUGAAGACAAGCAGCUCAUCGUGGAACUUGUGGUCAACAAGAUGACUCAGGCUCUGCCUCGGCAGCGGCAGCGGGAUGCUUCCCCUGGCAGGGGCUCCCACAACCAGACUCCAUCCCCAGGAGCCCUGCCCUUGGGCCGCCAGACCUCCCAGCAGCCUGCAGGUCCUCCUGCUCAACAACGACCCCCACCCCAGGGAGGCCCUCCACAGCCAGGCCCAGGACCUCAGCGCCAGGGACCCCCGCUGCAGCAGCGCCCACCCCCACAAGGCCAGCAACAUCUUUCUGGUCUUGGACCCCCAGCUGGCAGCCCUCUGCCUCAGCGCCUACCAAGUCCCACCGCAGCACCUCAGCAGUCCGCCUCUCAGGCCACACCAAUGACCCAGGGUCAAGGCCGCCAGUCACGGCCAGUGGCCGGAGGCCCUGGAGCACCUCCAGCAACCCGCCCGCCAGCCUCCCCAUCUCCACAGCGUCAGGCGGGGGCCCCACAGGCUACCCGUCAGGCAUCUAUCUCUGGUCCAACUCCACCGAAGGCCUCAGGAGCCCAACCCGGAGGGCAGCAGCGCCAAGGCCCUCCCCAGAAACCCCCAGGCCCUGCUGGUCCCACUCGUCAGGCCAGCCAGGCAGGUUCUGGACCACGCACUGGGCCUCCCACCACACAGCAGCCUAGGCCCAGCGGCCCAGGUCCUGCUGGACGUCCUUCCAAACCACAGCUGGCCCAGAAACCCAGCCAGGAUGUGCCACCACCCAUCACCGCCGCUGCCGGGGGACCCCCGCACCCCCAGCUCAACAAAUCCCAGUCUCUGACCAAUGCCUUCAACCUUCCAGAGCCAGCCCCUCCCAGGCCCAGCCUUAGCCAGGACGAGGUGAAAGCUGAGACCAUCCGCAGCCUGAGGAAGUCUUUCGCCAGCCUCUUCUCCGACUGACACCCCACUCUGAGAACCCCUAAACCCUUAGACAACCCUCUCUGGGUCCUGAGUCCAUUUCUCACUUUUGGAAUUUCCAAAUCCCUUCAGAACCCCUCUCCUGAUUCUCCUAGAUCCCACUUCUCAUUCCUCAAGAUGUCCCUUGAGAAACCUGGUCCUAAAUCUAGUUCUCACAUUUGGUAAUGCCCAAGUCCAUUUAGAACCCUGUUCCUGGUCACCUCCAAAUCUGUUUUAGAACCUCCAAAUUCCUGAAGACCUCUAUUUCUGGUACAUCUAAAGGGUGAUUUCUUCCCUGAACGUUCCUGAAUGGCAGAAAACCUGUUUCUGACCUAAUACAUCGAAUCCUCUCCUGGAGCUCCAAAAUUCCUGGAAAACCCUAUUCUACUCUUGGUCCUGAAUCUCUCCAGCAUACCUUGCUCCUAAUCAGAAAUUCCCAAUUCUGUAAGAAGCCCCUAUCCUUAAACCUCUUCCAUAGAUCAUCUCUCUGGAGAUCCACAUCUUCAAAUGCCACCUACCAUCCACCAGCCCUCAAGGACUUCCCUUCACCUCUUCCCUCAAUCCUAUUCAACAUACUGGAAGUUCCUUCCACUUCUAGGACCCCUAAGUUCCCUCCUCCAGAAACCCCUACCCAGUUUCCUGCCUCUGACAGCUGUCUUUAAAUAUGCAACUUCCACCUAUCCUCUCAGAAUCCUUUGCACAAGGAAGGCCUGUGGUCUCCAACUCCCCCACCUUUGCCAAUGUGUGUGUCUGUGACUGACUUGGCCUUCUUUUGUGCCAUGCUUGGCAUAUGUGGUCCUCAUUUGUGCCGCCUGUGGUAAUGCGUACAGUGGCGCUGUUCCUGUGGUCCAAAUCUUCCUCCAACCUUCACUCCUUGCCUGGACUUGCCCCACCCUUCAGCGGCUCUGAAACCCCAAGAGAAGAGUCGGGAAGCAAAAUAAACAAGCAAAGGCCCAGCGGAA